Messenger RNA from Hansenula ciferrii, 3339 nucleotides. RefSeq names its product Bre4p (gene BRE4). Bases 1 to 3339 code for a protein of 1112 amino acids. NCBI's taxonomy places the organism in Eukaryota, Fungi, Ascomycota, Saccharomycetes, Phaffomycetales, Wickerhamomycetaceae. The transcript has a single exon. The record is from RefSeq and is a predicted model, not a curated record.
AUGCCAUCGUAUAAUGAAAAACAAGAAAACACAAGCCCCAUUAAGGGUCACUCAAAUUCACAUCCAAACUUAUCAACAAAUGAUUCAUUAAACAGUUUAAAGAAGACUUUAGAGUCAUCAGGCCAGUUCAAGAAGAAUAACAGCACGAACCUAUUGAAACAAACAUUCAAACUGGGUGCUAAUGCACAUUCAGAUCCAAAUCUGAGACCUAAUCCAAGAACUUCAAUGUCACAGCUCAAAUUAUAUCAAUUGACAGAUACUGGAAAGAGCAAAGAAAUCGAAAGAUUUGAUUUAGAAGAACUUAGAAAUGGUUAUUUUGAUCCAUUAUAUGUCAAACCAGAAAAUGUCAUUUCAUCAUCACCAGAUCAUAACACCGACCAUACUAAUAAAGAAGGAAAGAAAUCAUCAUUCAAAGAUUCUAUAAUAACUCAUUUAAAAAAGUCAUUCAAUGAAUAUAAACAACAUAAAAUUGUUUUAUUCAAAUUUUUUCUUGCAUAUUUUAUUUCAAUUAUCUUAUGUCUUAUUGACAAACCAGGUGAUUGGUUUGGAAUAUAUAGAGUGUUUUUACCAAUAUCAACCUUAAUAAAUCAUCCAGUACAUUCAAUAGGUGCACAAAUUGAAAUAACAGCCCUUUCAAUAGCUGGAUUAGCUCUAGGUUUAGGAUGGAGUUCUUUAGCAUUGUAUAUAUCAACAGCAACUCAACCAACAAGAAAUCGUCAAGGUGGUAUCAUUGCAGGCUCAUUAUUCAUCGGUAUUUUCUUCAUGGGUUGGUUUAAAGCUUAUUUCAUCAGAUUUUAUUACAUGUUUUUGGCUUCAGGUUUUGUUCUUGUUUUCUUAUCUGCUAAUUUGGAUUUGAGUACAUCAACAAUCAAUUGGAAAGAUACAUGGAACAUUGGUAUUCCUUACCUUUUUGGUUUAUUAGUUUCAUUAUUUGUCUCGUUGGUGGUUUUCCCUGAUGUUGGUCACACUAAAAUUAUGGAAUCAAUCUUAGAUUCAACGAAAAGUAUCAAAGAUUUGAUCAUUGCAUAUAAAGAAGCCAAGGAAGAUGAUCCAAAUAGACAUGAAAAUUUAGCAAAACUACAAAAACAAUUGACUUACAAAACUUUAAUCCUUUCUGAAAAUUUCAGAGAAUAUUUAAGUGAGAUUAAGCUAUCUGUGUUUAAUGAUGAAGACUUGAAGAGAAUGAGAAAUCAUUUGAAUUUUGCAAUUGGUCCAUUACGCGCUGUUCCUACUUCAACAAACAUAUACUUCAACCAAAAAUUAGACAUAGUUUCAAGCUCUGAUAAUACAAAAGUUCAUACUUCACAAGAUGUAUCAGGUUUAGGAACUGCAAUGGUCUCAGGUAUUGCAACACCGCUACCAAGAAGUACAGCACCAUCCAAUUUUCUUCAAAAUUCUCAAAAGGAUAACAAACAAUUUUAUAAAUCUAUUGUUAAUAGUUCAUUCAACGAACCUCUAUACAAGCUUCUUUCACAGAUGAUUGUUAAUCUUUCAACAAUUGAGUCUACAUUGAGAAAAUUCGGAAGAUUAAAAGAUGCACCAAAUGAUUUGACGAAGGAACAAGCUCUCAGUGAAUUACAAGAUUCUGCUGCUUUGUUGAAGAAACGAGUUUGGCAAUUAGAUGCUGCAUACAGAAAAUUCAGUAAGUCAGAUAAUUUUUGUCGUGACUUGUUAAGUGAAGUCUCUGUUAUUGAUAUGUUUUUAUUUUUGAGAUAUUCAAGACAAUCUGCUACAAUGUUGAUUAGUUUUUCAGAUAUUAUUGAAAAUUCCUGUAAAAACGUGAAAGGAUGGAGAAUUUAUGGUUAUAAUUAUCCAUGGAGAAGAUCUCUUAGAAGAUUACCAAAGCAAUGUCUUAGAGAUCAAGGUGCUGAUUCGAUUUUUUAUUAUUUCGAAACAAAACUUGAUGUUGAUGAUGCCUUUGAAAGGAUCUAUAAUUUAAACACAUCAAGACUGAAAAAUGAAGCUGGUCAAUAUCAAUCCAGUGAAUCACAUCCUUUAGCCUCAAAUGAGGAAGAUGAAAAGACAAGAACAAUUAGAGCAAUAGAUCAUAAUGAUUUCAAUUAUCACUCAACUUCAAAUCCACUACGUUACAAACUUUGGAAAUUAUCAAGAAGAGUUGCUGAUACUGAAACUAAAUAUGCAUUCAAGGUGGCAUUUAUGAUAACGUUCUUAUCUUUACCUGGUUGGUUAUUUGAAUCUUAUGAGUGGUAUUUUGAGUAUAAUUGUUUCUGGGCUCCGUUACUUGCAUAUUUCUUUCUAAGUCCUAGAAACUCAGGUAAUUGGGAAAAUUUAGCAACUAGAACCAUAUCAUGGUUUAUUGGAUGUUUUUGGGGAUGGGCUGCUAAUCAAUCCCAUCAUUUUAAGAAUCCAAUUGUCAUUGGCGCGUUCUCUGCGCUAAUAUGUAUUCCAUUUUCAUUCGGGGUUCUAGUUAAGCCUCAUCCAAGAUCAAGUCUUGUUGCUUUAAUGUCAUUUACAAUUAUUGGUAUUAAUACUUAUACUGAAGCAUCUCCAGACACAGCUGAUAUUUUUAAAAAUACAUGGAUCACUUCAGUUGCAAUUCUUAUUAGUGUUAUAUCUGCUAUUUUAACCAAUUGGUUAGUUUGGCCAUUUGUUGCAAAAACUGAAUUUUACAAGUCUUGUUCCUCAUUGCUCUCACAUAUAGCUCAAUCUUAUCAAACGGUCUCUGAAAGAUACUUAUAUAGAGAUGAAAAAGAUGACCCAACGGAAUUGACUUUAGAGUUAGCCAAUAUUAGGGAAGUUAGAAUGUCUCAAAGUAUUUAUGCAAUCAAAGAAUUGCUGUUGAAAGCCAACAAAGAACAUGAUUACCAUCAUUCAUUCAAAAAUGAGACAUUUGAAGAGCUCUUGAACUCAUGUGAAAUUAUUAUGGAAAAGAUCAUAGAGGCAAGAAUAUCUGGUGUUUAUUUUCAUGUUUGGGAACAAGAUAGAGAUGAAAAAGUUACCAGUGCAUUAUUGUCAGCUCGUCGUGAUUCAGUUGCUACUGUGAUUUAUUUGUUUUAUGUUCUUUCAAAUUCUUUCAAGAUGAGAUCGAAUGUUCCAAAAUACUUACCAUCUGCAAUCACAAUUAGAAAGAGAUUAUAUGAUUUGAUUGGUAAAUUAGAACAACAAAAAGAAGAAGAAACAGUUUCAGAAUUCAAUAUAGCUGCACAAUUAGAGAAACGUUUAACUUCAUUGGUUAGUAACCAAGAAGAUUAUGGAAAGAGUCACUGGACAGAAGUUCAUGGUAUGGCUUUUGCAAGAGCAUUCACUACAAUUACAGAGGAGCUUGAGAACAUUAUCAAGUUUUCAAAAGAAAUCCUAGGGGAGGAGACACUUUUUUAA